AUGGUCGCGGAUCCAAAGCGAGAAAAGGUCGGCGACCGGCCAUCGGCAGACCGGGCCGAGACUGAGGUUUCUCACAUGGACCAUCCUGGACGAUUCUCCGAGGCCACGGCCAUCGAUGAUGAAGAGCGAAGGCGCUUGGAAGCUUCCCGCAAGCUCGAAAACCCUCUGGCCGGUUUUACUCCCGAGCAAUUGGGCCAAAAAGGCGAAUACUACUGCCGUGAGCAUGGCAUCGACGGCGAAGAGGACAUCCGUGCUUUCCGCCUCGGCGCCAUGAUUGCCGGGAACAUGAACAAAUAUGACACCAUGACCGAACUUACUCCUCAAGAGCGCGCAGCCCUCGACGGUGAAACCACGCACAAAUGGAGGAACCCAAAGAUGCUCUACGGCGUCGUUGCGGUCUGUUCGUUCUGUGCCGUCGUGCAAGGAAUGGACGAGACCGUUGUCAACGGCGCCCAAUCGUUCUACAAGAGCCAGUUUGGAAUCGGAGGCAAGACGGAGAGAGAUACCUGGCUGCUCGGCCUGACCAACUCGGCCCCUUACCUCUGUUGCGCCGUCGUUGGCUGCUGGCUCACCGAGCCCAUGAACAAAGCCUUUGGUCGCCGCGGUACCGUCUUCAUUUCCUGCCUCAUUUCCGCUCUUGCCUGCUUCUGGCAAGCAUUUACAAACACUUGGUGGCACAUGUUCAUUGCUCGCUUCAUGCUUGGAUUCGGCAUCGGCCCCAAGUCGGCCACCACCCCCAUUUUUGCCGCCGAAUGCGCGCCGUCACGCCUACGCGGAGCCCUUGUGAUGCAGUGGCAGAUGUGGACUGCUUUCGGAAUCAUGCUGGGCUACGUCGCUGACCUGGCUUUCUACUACGUGCCCGACAGGGGCGGCAUCGUCGGCCUCAACUGGAGGUUGAUGAUGGGCAGCGCCAUGAUACCGGCGGUACUCGUCUGCGCAUGCUGCUACAUGUGCCCCGAGUCUCCUCGAUGGUAUCUGACGCAGGACCGCCACUCGGAUGCCUUCAAGGCCAUGUGUCAGCUGCGCUUCGAAAAGGUCCAAGCCGCCCGCGACCUCUUCUACGCCAAUGCCCUCCUUCAGGCCGAGAAGGAGUCUCAAGGCAUUGGUAAACAGAAUCGCCUAAAAGAAUUUUUCGCCGUUAGAAGGAAUAGAAACGCCAUGAUAGCGUCCGAAGUCGCCAUGUUUAUGCAACAAUUUUGUGGCGUCAAUGUCAUAGCCUACUACAGCUCCGAGAUCUUCCUGUCGGCAGACUUUUCAGAAGUCAGCGCCUUAUCGGCAUCCCUCGGAUUCGGCGUCAUCAACUGGCUCUUCGCGCUUCCGGCCUUCUACACGAUCGACACCUUUGGGCGGCGCAACCUGCUCCUGACGACAUUCCCGCUGAUGGCCGUUUGCCUCUUCUUCACCGGAUUCUCGUUCUACAUCCCCACGAACCCCGCCAAGAUCGCCUGCAUCGCCACGGGCAUCUACCUCUUUGGCAUGGUCUACUCGCCGGGCGAGGGCCCCGUGCCCUUCACGUACUCGGCCGAGGCGUAUCCUCUCUACAUCCGCCCCAUUGGAAUGUCCCUCGCCACCGCCACGACCUGGUUCUUCAAUUUCGUUCUCGCCGUCACCUGGCCCUCGCUGCAAGAGGCCUUCACCCCGACGGGCGCGUUUGGGUGGUAUGCCGGCUGGAACAUCGUCGGCUUCUUCCUCGUGCUGUUUCUCCUGCCCGAGACCAAGGAGAAGACGCUCGAGGAGCUGGACGCCGUCUUCAGCGUUCCGCUAAGGCGUUUCGCGCGGUACGGGCUCGCGCAGUUUGUCUUCUUCUGGAAGAGGUACGUCUUCCGCCGGGACGUGUUCCCGCCGACCGUGCCAGUUGCCGGGGAUAUUGCAUAUCAUCGGGAGCAAUUUAAGCAGGAGAAGGAGCAUAAUCCUACUGCCCGUGUGUGA
Molecule: messenger RNA, 1929 nt
Organism: Colletotrichum higginsianum IMI 349063
Lineage: Eukaryota; Fungi; Ascomycota; Sordariomycetes; Glomerellales; Glomerellaceae
Product: Hexose transporter
Exons: 4
Coding region: 1-1929 (642 amino acids)
Biological process (GO): transmembrane transport
Cellular component (GO): membrane
Molecular function (GO): myo-inositol:proton symporter activity
Source: RefSeq, a predicted model, not a curated record